Molecule: messenger RNA, 273 nt
Organism: Staurois parvus
Lineage: Eukaryota; Metazoa; Chordata; Amphibia; Anura; Ranidae
Source: the annotation of a GenBank genome assembly
CGCCGGCAUCUGUGACAGCCAGGUACCCACUGCGCAUGCGUGAGAAGCGCUGCGCUUUGUGAAUAGACCAGCGUCUUCUGGGACACAUGACAUAAAUUGCAGCGCUUCUGGCGCAUGCGCAGUACCCGCUCCCCCUCUCUCCCUAAGGUCCGCAGUCUCUGGUCAUCCCCUAUACUGUCUGCAGUCUCUGGUCAUCCCCUAUACUGUGUGCAGUCUCUGGUCAUCCCCUAUACUGUCUGCAGUCUCUGGUCAUCCCCUGUACUAUGUCCGCAG